AGUUUACACUUUACAUAUUGAACUUUUUUCUGCUCCGUUUUAAUAUUAUCAGAAUAUUGAAUAUUUAAAGAAUAGCAGGAUAUGUUUUAUAAAUUUGGAAAUCAUUUUUAUUAAAAAAAUUAACAUAAUAUGAGUGCUAUAUUUAAUUUUCAAAGCCUUUUAUCCGUAUUACUAUUGUUGAUAUGCACCUGCGCUUAUCUAAGAUCAUUUUUUCCAAGUAUCAUGGACCGGAAUAAAACUGGUUUACUGGGAACAUUUUGGAAAUGUGCAAGAAUUGGUGAACGCAAAUCCCCCUAUGUUGCAGUUUGUUGUAUAUUAAUGGCCUUUUCAAUAUUGUUCCUCACAUAAAAUUAUUACAAAACGUGGUCUUAAAUGUUAAUGAUUUAUUAAACCAUUUUAAAACUUA
Messenger RNA from Bombyx mandarina (wild silkworm), 406 nucleotides. It is a transcript of the gene ksh, whose product is annotated as transmembrane protein 167A-like protein ksh. The record is from RefSeq and is a predicted model, not a curated record. NCBI's taxonomy places the organism in Eukaryota, Metazoa, Arthropoda, Insecta, Lepidoptera, Bombycidae.